Messenger RNA from Stegostoma tigrinum, 8093 nucleotides. RefSeq names its product ribose-phosphate pyrophosphokinase 2. The transcript is spliced from 7 exons. Gene Ontology annotation, cellular component: ribose phosphate diphosphokinase complex; cytoplasm. Gene Ontology annotation, biological process: ribonucleoside monophosphate biosynthetic process; purine nucleotide biosynthetic process; 5-phosphoribose 1-diphosphate biosynthetic process. Bases 132 to 1088 code for a protein of 318 amino acids. Lineage: Eukaryota; Metazoa; Chordata; Chondrichthyes; Orectolobiformes; Stegostomatidae. Gene Ontology annotation, molecular function: ribose phosphate diphosphokinase activity; magnesium ion binding. The record is from RefSeq and is a predicted model, not a curated record.
AGAGGUGGUUUUCUCUCGGGCCGGGCUGUACCGCGUCGCGGUGCGGGAAGACUGCGGAGGGGGUUGUGUGAGAUGCUGGAGGUUGUCUUUCGGUGAAUCGCUGACUCGCUCGCGCUCUGUCCGCCGCCGAAAUGCCGAACAUCGUGCUGUUCAGCGGCAGCUCGCACCAGGACCUGUCCCAGCGGGUGGCCGAAAGGCUGGGCCUGGAGCUCGGCAAAGUGGUGACCAAGAAAUUCAGUAACCAGGAGACAUGUGUGGAAAUUGGGGAGAGUGUCAGAGGAGAAGACGUGUACAUAAUCCAAAGUGGCUGUGGGGAAAUCAAUGAUAAUUUGAUAGAGCUGUUAAUCAUGAUCAAUGCCUGCAAGUUUGCAUCAUCAUCUCGAGUCACUGCAGUUAUUCCUUGUUUUCCCUAUGCACGACAAGACAAGAAGGACAAGAGUCGUGCCCCAAUUUCAGCUAAGCUUGUGGCCAACAUGUUGUCAGUUGCUGGAGCAGAUCAUAUCAUCACCAUGGAUUUGCAUGCCUCUCAGAUACAGGGUUUUUUUGAUAUUCCUGUGGAUAACUUGUAUGCAGAGCCAGCAGUAUUGCAGUGGAUAAAGGAGAAUAUUCCAGAGUGGAGGAAUUCAAUAAUUGUCUCUCCUGAUGCUGGUGGAGCCAAAAGGGUAACAUCAAUUGCUGAUAGGUUGAAUGUUGAAUUUGCACUGAUCCAUAAAGAGAGAAAGAAGGCAAAUGAAGUAGAUAGAAUGGUGCUUGUUGGCGAUGUUAAAGAUCGAGUAGCCAUUCUUGUAGAUGACAUGGCAGACACGUGUGGGACAAUAUGUCAUGCUGCUGACAAAUUGCUGUGUGCUGGUGCUACCAAAGUUUAUGCUAUCCUUACUCACGGUAUCUUCUCUGGCCCUGCCAUUAGUCGAAUAAAUAAUGCUGCGUUUGAAGCUAUUGUUGUUACAAACACCAUUCCACAAGAAGAAAAAAUGAAAAUUUGCUCAAAAGUUCGGGUGAUUGAUAUAUCGAUGAUCCUUGCUGAGGCAAUACGCAGGACCCACAAUGGAGAAUCUGUGUCAUAUCUUUUCAGCCAUGUUCCCCUGUAAGGUGAUGAAACUUCAGAUCUACUGAGUAGUCCUGGUCUGAAAGUUGCUCUAUUUGCAUAUCUGGGGAACCCAUUUGCGUACUGGAAUACUGCACACCCAAUAAGAAAGGGCCCAUUGCUGUAUCAAACUGGAAAAGUUACAUCCAUAUUUGCAAGUUGAAAACAUAACUAUUUCAAAUGUCAUUGGACAGGAUUUUAUUUCUCUCAAUGCAUAGUGGAAGGAUGGCCGAUCUGUUUUUGUACUUUUGAAAAUAUAAUCUUUCAUGAAGUGAAUUUCUAUGAAAUCUCCAAACUUGUGGCUAUGUGGCUUCCUUAUACUGGUGCACAAGUCUGUUAAAUAUGUGUGGCUAUGUGCUGAUUUUGUUUAUUUUGAGGAAACAAAUGUUUGAGGUGCAACUAUAGUAAUAAUUGCCAACAGACAUUCCAUAACACAUUAAAACUGAUUUGAACUUUCAGACAUGAUCAAAUAUUUGCAUUCAGCAGCAACAGCAAAACUGGCCAAUGAACUUUUUAGUUGGUUAAUAAGUGAAUUCCACUACCAGUAAAAUUUUCAAGUGUAAAUACAGAUCUUGCAGCCAAAUUGCAGUGUCUCAAGUGGUUUAAAUAACAUAUCUCUGCAGAAACAAUAGCUCUUCAAUAAUGUGCUAUCUUUGUUCAGAAUGUGGAUGUGCAGAAGUUUGUAAUAAUAUAAGAAAUGCAUUCUUUAGUGCUGCAGCCUCAUAAAAAAGAGCAAAGCACAAGUCCAAUCUCUUCCUGUUUGCCGUUGCUAACGUACAGCUGCUUCUGAUAAACAGGGUGUUGAUUUUGAAGAGCAUUAAUCCCUGUAGAGAAUAGGCAGCUUCUGAGCUCUUGUUUGAAUUUUGCACAUGGCCUUCUUUUUUAUCUUGGCGAGCAACCUGUUUCAAAAACUAUUCAAAUGCAUGAUUUGGGAUGACUCAAUUAAAGUUGAAGCUCUUUGUUUCACUGUAUACACUAAUUAAAACGUACUGCAGUGCUGUGGGUCAAGAUAGCAGGGGAAAAGGUUCUCUGACAAAUGCAAAGCUGUUUUGUUUUAAGUGUGGGGUAAGGGAUGUCUAUGCAAGGCACUUCUGUCGUUUGUUGGCUUCCUCACCACCUUAAAGUGAGUGAGGCAAUGAGUAAUAAUGUACAAUUCUGAAUUCAACUCUUAUUUUGUCUUAACCGUGCAACGACUACACAAGGUAAAAUGCUUCAGAUGACCAUACCAGCAGAUCACCUUUUUUGGUACUGUGUAUGUUGGCUGGGGGUUUACAUUCAAAAAUAUGUUACACUGCUAAAGUUCUGUGGACCUUUUUGAUCCCUUCAAGGUCUCAAGAUGUAACUGUUUUGUUUCUUGUUAGUGGCUAUUUGCUCUUAGCAAAUACUCAGCUCAAGCAGAAAUCAAAUCAGCUUGCAAUUUUUUUUAUUUUUAUUCUAUGUAAUUUAUUAAGUUAGCUGAAUAAGUGAAAUUUUUGUGAAGCAUUAUGGAAUUGUUUGCUGUUCAAAUUCAAAUUAUCACUAUUUUUCGGGGAUUCCAAGUUGUCCUUGAUGAUUUUCUGUUGAUGCAUAUACUCCUGUUUUGUGUUGCUAUUUGCAGAAUACAGAGGCAAAAGACAAAGGAUGGUGUAAGCAGUUGGGCAAAUGUAACAUGACUCAAUAUAUGCCUUUGGCUUGUUCGUGACAGUGGGACAGGACCGAUGGAGAGAUGGCAAACCACUUAAGUUUUAGUAAUCAUAGUUUCUAGACAUGCUCAUGAUAAAUUUGAGAUGUGGCGGGAGAAAUCUUGAGGUACAAACACUUUUUGGAGGGAGAUGAAUUGAGAAUGGGAAGUGAGAUUGGAAAUGGAAGUUCUAGAAAAAUAUUGGGAGAAAUAGAUGACAUUCUAAUACUUAAGGCCAGUGGAAAUACCUAGUGAGGUUUAGCAGUAGUAGCUGCAUUGUCAACGUGGAGCAUUUGGAAAGGAGGUAAAAGCAAGAGAUAUAGGAACAGAGGUAGGCCAUUCAGCCCAUCAAGUCUGUUCUGCCAUUCAAUAAAAUCAUAGUUAAUCUGAUCAUCCUCAAAUCCACUUUCCUGUCUUUUCCCUAUAACCCUUGAUUUCCUUCCUGAUUAAAAAUCUACCUCAGCCUCGAAUACUCUUAGCAAGCAGUCCAGUCUCAACAGUCCUCUGUGGUAAAGAAUUCUACGGAUUCACUACCCUCUGAGAAGAAACUGCUGCUCAUCUGUCUCAAUUGUGUGACCAUAAAUCACCCUUUCGAAGCGAAGAAGCUGUACGGUCACUUCUUUGAUCACCGAUCAGCAUAGGUUUAUUAAAAUACCUUAAUUACAUUUUCAGCCAGGGAUUUGAUCAUUUUCAUCCUGGACACAUGGCAAACUGUGUGUUAGAACAGUACAGAUAAUGUAGUGGCAACUGGAACAAUUCAAUCAAAGCUACAUAGCUUUUGUGUGCCUGGCAUAAAUAAGUGUAAAAAGAGAACCAAAUAUUCUUCAAACAGGGCAUGCAUAUUUGCACAAGUGUUUUGAUAGAGCUAGAUAGGUGUGUUAAAGAUGGAUGUAACUCACUGUGGACAAAACUUAGCAUUUUAAAAGCUACAUGAUGGAUUAAGCUUUGUGAAUUCAGCACUGUGAUGCCAUUCCAGGAUAUUAAAGUUGCAGAAUAUUGCUACGAAUCAAAUACUGGACUUUAAAAAUGUUUUUGUUUGAUCUAGCAGCUAAAGAACUUGCACGUAUAUAGUUCCCUUUGCAUCCUCUGAGGAUCCAAUGUGCUUUGCAGCUGAUGAAUUAUUUAUAACAUACAAUGGUUUGUAGGCAACGUCCAAGAUUGCACAAGUAAGUAAGAAAAUGAAAUCACCUAAUAGACUGUUGCUUGAUAAUAGAUUAAUAUUAAGCCUGGUAGAUGUCUUCAAACAGUUGAAUGGGAUGUAUUCAGAGUAAACAGGAUUUUACAUGAAAAAUCUCAUUGACAUCUGGGAGGUGUUAAAAGAACAAAAAGAUCUAAGGGUACAGGUUCAUAGUUCCUUGAAAGUGGAGUCACAGAGUAGUGAAGGUGGCUUGCAGCAUGCCUGCUUUCAUCCGCUAUGGCAUUGAGUAUAGGAGUUGGGUCGUCUUGUUGCAGUUGUACGUUUGGAGUACUGCAUGCAGUUUCUGGCUGCCUUGCUACAGAUAGGAUAUUGUUAAACUAGCAAGACUGCAGAAAAGUUUUGCUAGGAUGUUACCUGGACUGGAAGGCUUAAGUUAUUAAGAGAUAUUGGAUAAGCUGGGACUUUUUUCCUGGAACACAGGAGACUGAGAGGUCACCUUUUGUAGACAUCUAUAAUGAGAGGCAUCGAUAAGGUAGAUAGCCAACAGCCUUUCCCCAUGAUAGGGAAGUCUAAACCUAGCGGGCGUAGGUUUAAGGUGAGAGGGGAGAGACACAAAAGGGUCCAGAGGGGCAGUUUUUUUUAACACAAAGUGGUGAGUGUCUGGAACGGGAUGCUCGAGGUCCUGCUGGCAACGAGUACAAUUUAAUCAUUGAAGAAACAUUAAGGAGGUGAAUGAAUGGGAUAGGUAUGAAGUGAUAUUGACCAAACACAAGCAAGUGGGACUUAGUUUAUGAAAACUGGGAGGUACAGGCAAGUUAGGCUAAAGGGCCCAUAUCUAUGCUGUAGACCCGACUCUCUCAUCAACGUACCUUAAAGCACUUGCUAUUAUUUUAUGGGUUACCUAGGGAUCUGUAUAGAGGAUUUCAUGAGAUCUGUGAAAAUUAACCAGAUAAUGUGUAAAAUAGAAUGUUGUGUUAAAUAGACAAAUAAGGCUCUGAACUGGGACAAGAUAUGCCUAAACUCCCUUUUAAUCGCUGAGUGGAGUCAACUGAGAGUGAACCAGAGCCAUAUGUACAUGUGCACAGAUUUUGGUUGAAUCAGUUGGGAUCAGCCAUGUUACAUGACAGCAGCAGUAACAUUGAUAUUUAGAAAAAGACACUGAGGAAAGAGAUUGAAGUGGGGCAAUGAGAUAAACUUGCGUUCAUAAGAUAAAGAACUGUGGAUGUUGGAAAUCUUUUUAAAAGACAAAUUGCUGGAGAAACACCAUGUCUGGCAACAUCUGUGGAGAGAAUAAAAACAAUUCUGAAGGAGGAUCACUCAAUGUUAACUCUUCUCUCCUCAGACGUUGCCAGACCUCCUGAGUUUCUCCAGCAAUUUGUCUUUUUAUAAGAUUUCCAGCAUCCGCUGUUUUUUUUUGUUUGAAAUAUGCAAGUUUAUCUCUUUGCCCUCCUUCAAUCUCUUUCCUCGGUGUCUUUGCCCAGCUCAAUUUGAAGUGCUGUAGAACAAAUAAAUAUUUCUGUAAAAUUGCACAACUCAUUCAAAUAGUGUAACUUUUUAUGCAGAAAAACACACUUGAGGAGAUAUCUGCUUUAAUUAAUUACAAGGGGAGCCUCAAGCAAUUGGUGAUGGGAUAUUUUUGCAGCAAGUUUGAGUAAGAUCCUGCCUUCUGAUUUAAGGGAUCUGGGUGAUGGCACAUUUAUUGCUCAGCUUCAGUUACCCCAGGAGAUUGUGGCAUUGAAAUUUUUGCAGUUCAGCUUUACAAAAUGUUACUCUCUUCAAUGAAGGAAUGGCAAGUCGGGAUGAUGUGUGACUUGCAGCUCAAGGAGUUCCCACGAUCUUCCUAUUUUAUUUUUGACUAAAGGACUAAAAAGAUGGCGAAUAAAGUAUGGAGAGUUGCUCCAGUGCAUACUGCUAACUAAUUACUGCACGUGAUGCAAGUGUUGAAAGGAUUUUGCGUUCACUGGUAAGAAACUCAAGCCAAUGAAUAAUGUGCUUUAUGUUAGGUUUUUGAGGCUGUUGAAAUGCCUCAGCCUCAAUUACAGCAUUUAUAAUUCCUGUCUGGAUAUGUGGUGAUCCACCCAUGUUGCCCAAACCAGAGUUUGUUGCAGUCCAGACCAUUGUUUUUCAGAACUGUGGGUCAAUGGUUGGGAUUCUGAGCUAUGAGGCAGUAAUGCACGCAUCGAGCUCAGACCCAGUUUUGACAGCUGUGAUACCCAUAAAUGUUGAUGUUCUCUUCUGUUAGGUUGGCUGAAUCAUUUGUUUUGAGGAUUGAUUGCUGCUACCACAGCCAGUAAAAUGGUGUGUGACUGUCUUUUUAAUCCUCUCCCACAAAAAUGCAGUCACACAAAAUGUGAAAACGUUAGAACAAGAUCAACAUGGCAAAAAGUUUGUGAACUGCUAGCCUCCGCGUUGGCUGCACUGAUUUUGACCAUUGUGUUAAUGUAGAGAUGUUAAUACUCAUAUGGGAAAGAUCUGAGCAUUUAUUAUACCUCUGUUAGAGGUGUAAAUAAAUUAAGUCACUAACAGUGUAUGUUGUGAAUCCACAUGCCUCAAUGCAACACAUAACGGUAACAGUCACAAGUCUAGGACUGAAUUUGGUUUUGCAUUUUGUUUGAGAAAUUACAUGCUGAAGAAUAUUAAGGUACGUUUUUGGAACUCGUGAAGUUGACUUUGAGGCAGUUUGAAUGACGUGAAAGAUUUCUGCUUGUGCAUGUCAUGUUCAUGCACAAAAUGAGUCUGUACAGUAUGUAACUGAAGCAAUAGGUACUUAAGAGACAACAGGGAGUUCAAGCCGAAUGAAGAGGGCUGAUGUAAUCAAGAGUGAAGGCUUCAGAUUUGGCUGAAGGUGAAUAAAGGAAAUGUUUGUGUCUCCGUGCUGUGGCCAAAUGCUUUUGAUGUAGUUUUUAACUGAAGCUGCCCCACAAUCCCUGGAUCAAUACAACAUGCUGAAAUUCUGAGGUCACCCCAUGACCUAACUAAGAAUGAAAAUGCGCUAAGUGUUGUAUUCCAUCGAAAGAGACAGUUGUCAAUUAAGAUUAUGAGAAAUUACAUUCUCAAAUUUAUGAAAUUUGCAGUAGGUGAUUAGAAAUCAACCUUAGUUCAUAGAAUACUUCAAGAACAAUAAAAUCUAGGCUAAGUUUUUCAGCAAAGAUAAUAAGCUGGCACAGGAGGAGGUCAUAAUAAUGGAAAUGGCAGAGGUGGUUCCAAGAGAGUUCAUUCCCUGCUUCAACAGGGUAAGUCUUCCAGAUUUCAUCGAGUUCGUGUCCAUGUUUGCAGUUUGACUCAGAAAUGCAGUUGUGUCUAUUUUUUGACAGUAAAUAACUAGUUAAAUGUCCAGUCCAUGUGAUAUGCCCGUGCUUAAGUUAGUCAGGUCCAGGCAGUUUGCAAGCAGUGUAGCAAAUGUCAAUAUUCCAGGUUGUGGUAAGGGUCUGGUUCAUCACCAUAUAUAAAGUCACAGUCAUAGUAGAUCCAAAGGUAGUUUGGGGAAAAACUUGUGUGCAUAGGAUUUGGAAACACAAAUUGAUGUUGUUGAGCAUGCAUCUCUGAUUGAAGAAGAGCAUAAGUAACUUUGUCGUCCAAAUUCCUACCAAAUGGAAGUAAGCAAGAAAGUAAAUGAGAGCCACAGUACUGAAUGAUAUCACAGGAUCCAUCAGCAGAGCAAAGUGAAUCAGGGUCUUUGAAUUAAGACCAAACAAUAUCACUGUGCCAACCAUUACAUGGAUUUGAUAGUCAGUCAGGAUUUGACAUAGUUGGAGAUGUUGAGAGAGAAGAAUUAAGCUGAAGCUAAUAGAAAUUGAAGGAGAGAGCCAGACAUAAAGAGAAAGAAGCCAACUAGGUUAAUUGAAAACAGGAAGGAACAAGAAAUAAACCCCACUCAUUAAUAAAAAUAACAUCAUAUCAUAUAAAAAUAAAGACCUACUGAUGUCAAAGUGAAGCAAUUUUCACUUAAAAUCACAAUCAGCCAUAUGUCUGGUUGUGAUUACAGUAAAAACAAAUUUGCAAGCAAAUCUGUAAUGUUUUCAGGUAUUGUUGAUGUUGGUUUAGGCAUCAUAUUCUAGGAAUUUAUGUAAUGUAUCAUUUUACAUUUUAAAAGACAAGUUUUUUUUUCAACAGGGAAGUGUGUAUUGCAAGUUCUGACCAUAUUGUUAUAUUGCUCUCUGUUGCCCUCUAGGUUGUAGAGACGUGAAUAAAAUUAUUCAUUCAUGGCUGUC